Epinephelus fuscoguttatus (brown-marbled grouper) is the source of this 3213-nucleotide messenger RNA. RefSeq names its product GTPase IMAP family member 7-like. Bases 89 to 1042 code for a protein of 317 amino acids. The record is from RefSeq and is a predicted model, not a curated record. Lineage: Eukaryota; Metazoa; Chordata; Actinopteri; Perciformes; Serranidae. Gene Ontology annotation, molecular function: GTP binding. The transcript has 4 exons.
UAGACCGGAUAUAAGUAGUAUUUUGGGGAAACGUUUAACUUGUCUUCUGCAGGUGUUAAGAGUGGAACAACACCCGACAGCAGCUGUGAUGGCAGAAAGUGUAAAAUCUAUCCUGGGGGGAAGAAGAAGAAGAGACAGUAAGGAUGAACCUCCAGACCUGUCAGACCUGAGGAUGGUUCUGCUCGGAAAAACUGGAGCAGGAAAAAGCUCCAUUGGAAACACCAUACUGGGAAGAGACGCCUUCAGUGAAGCUGUCAGUCACUAUUCAGUCACCAGACAGUGCUGUAAGCAGACAGGUGAAGUGUUCGGCAGACAGGUGACCGUCGUCGACACUCCAGGACUCUUUGACACUUCUGAGGCUGAACACACCGUGAAGAGAGAGAUCUCCAAAUGCAUCAACAUGUCGGCCCCGGGGCCCCACGCCAUCCUGCUGGUCAUCAAGCUGGGGCCCUUCACAGCAGAGGAAAGAGACGCCGUCAAGAAGGUGGAGGAGAUCUUUGGGGAGGACGCCUGGAAGUACACCAUCAUCCUCUUCACACACGGAGACAGAGUCACGUCAGAUUUCAGACCGCUGCAGGAGGCGGGACCUGAGCUGCAGGAGGUCCUGAGGAAGGCAGGAAACAGGUAUCACAUCUUCAACAAUCUCAAACUCAACAAUCGUGGACAGGUCCUGGAUCUGCUGGAGAAGGUGGAGGAGAUGGUUGGUGCCAACGGAGGAGAGUUUUACUCCAACUACACCUACCAGGAGGUGGUGACGAUGCUGCGUCAGAGAGAGGCCGAGCUCAGAGAGUUCUACGAGAAGAAAGUGGAGGAAGAAAUCAAACGUGUGGAGUCAAAGUACCAGAAGAAGCUGAGUGAAGCUCAACAGGAGCGUCAGAAGGUGGAGGAGAGGCUGCAGGCUGAGCUGCAGGAGGUGAAGCGCUACUAUCGGGUUUUAGAGAGCCGAGUCCGUCAGGUUGUGGAGCAGAUGGUGCCAACUGACUCCUUCAGUGAAGUUCUCUCCCAGUUUAAUGAGACUCAGAGGCUAAAAUUCACUUCCUAACCCUAUGGGCCUGAACAAUGCAUAAUGCGUCCAAUUCACACCUGUUCUUCUCUCUGGAUUUUCUCUGCGACCGUUCGUCAUAGCGAGAAGCCACGCAUAUCACGUAAAAAAGCGGAACCGCAGCUUUCCCACAAGACCAGAGAACAGAGAAGUAAGGCAAGAUCAUGUCGACAAGAAAACGUACAGAAUUUUUUUUACUGCAAAGUGGCAAAUAUUAUCUUGGAGGACAUCAUUGCACUGGGUUGACUAUUUUUCUAUGAUCUUAGAUGUAAAUAUUGCAUGUUUCUUUCAGAUAAAACACAUUUUUGACUUGUGAAUGAGUCAAUGGAAUUUCUUGCAAUAAUGAAAAAAUACUGGCAAUCAUGUCCGCCUGGCACAAGCCACAUGUUUUGGACAACUGUGAAGUGACAGAGUGUCCCAGCAUCAUGGUUCUUAUAUUGCCAGAUUCCAGAGAGUCUCCCCUCUUCAUAUAUGGCAGAAUAUGUCAACUUCCAACUUGCUAUGGUGAGAUACAUGUAAAAAUGUAAGAAUUUAGUCACACAGAUUUGUUCUUUUCAUUGAUAUAAAAAUUAAUAUAAAAUACAGGCACAUAGAAGGACAUGGAAUGAUGGCAAAUCUGGAUAGCCCACACUGUCCUGAAACAAGAUAUAGCAUGUGUAUGUAGCCUUUAUAAUGACUGUGAUAUGAGCUUUAAAGUAAAGGCAGUAAAAAUACCCCAAAAACGCCUAGAGCCCAAAGGGUUAAAGCUGCUGCUGAUUAGUGCUAAUCUAAUCACAGUCGCGAUGUCAGGCUGUGCGAUGACAUAAUCACAUAAAAGGCUGCGAUUUGCGAUUUAAUGUAAUGUUAACGUGUGCGCCUGUGAACGUGACUGCCUCUCCUGUAGUGUGUGGAGUUUGUUGACAUCAAUCAAUCAGUCAAUCAAUCAAUCAAUCAAUUUUAUUUAUAAAGCCCAAUAUCACAAAUCACAAUUUGCCUCACAGGGCUUUACAGCAUGCGACAUCCCUCUGUCCUUAUGACCCUCACAGCUGAUCAGGAAAAACUCCCCAAAAAACCUUUAACAGGGAAAAACAUCACGCCCACAGGCUAUCCUGCUGUGUGCAGCACGUAUGGUCAUGUGACCAGCCGGCGUGCAGCAGUGACCAACACAGACGAUGAAGAAGAGCAUGAGCUCGACCAUGAACAGGCUGAGUUGGUGGCAAAAAAAAUGCAACAUCUAUCACAUGACGAUACUUUGGAUUUAGGUACAGCGACGUUGAACAGAAAGACGUGCUGUGUGGAAGUUUAAAAGUUAAAGUUGCCACGUCAACACAACCAAUCUGUAUCAGCACUUGAGACAGCACAGAGAGAAGUAGGAAGCAUGCAUGCAUGGGGCGUCAGUAGUAGUGGAUAGUGCCGGCGCCCCAUGUACAAUGGCAAUGCUUCGCCACAGCAGUCGCAGGUUCGACUCCGGCUUGCAGCUAUUUGCUGCAUGUCACCCCCCGCUCUCUCUCUCCCCCAUUUCACUCUAUCAUGUACAUUAAAGGCAAAAAGCCCGAAAAAAUAAUCUUUAAAAAAAAAAAAAGGAUGCAUGUGAGAGAAAGACGAGCCGUGUAACGUUAAAGACAAAGAGACAACUGAAGGACACCACAGCCUCAUAAAACAACAUCCAAGCACAGUUAAGCAAACAUGUGUAAGUGUCACAGGGAAAUCAUGGACUCCAUAACAAACUAUAUAACAAAUGAAAAAUUGAGCAACUUUGCUCGCUCCGCUGUGUGUACAGUGCCGUGCUGCGCUGCUGUGUGAGCAGCGUGUUUGACUGUGCUCAGUCUGUUGAUGAUCAUUAACACACUGUCUGUCCAUAACAAUAACUCUGUCAGGUCAGUGCCCGCUGAUAUAAUGUAGGGAAACACUAAGUCAAGCAACAAGACUCAUGAUACCCUUUAUUUAUUAUACUGUGAUCGCAAUCGCAAAUCGCGAUAAUGUCCACUCAAAUCGCAAUCGCACAUUUUUCUCAAAUCGUGCAGCACUGCUGCUGAUGCUUUCACUGUCCAACUUUGAUCAAGUUCUCUGGGAUUCAACAGGAGACAUUAAAUUUGGACUUUGGAAAUAUAUCUUGGUUCUUUUGUAUUCAUGUGAUGAACUGUGCACAGAAUUAAAAUCAGCAGGGAUUUUAAUACAGAAUAAAAGAAUAA